Hibiscus syriacus is the source of this 1869-nucleotide messenger RNA. RefSeq lists its product as uncharacterized. The transcript has 3 exons. Bases 196 to 1035 code for a protein of 279 amino acids. The record is from RefSeq and is a predicted model, not a curated record. Lineage: Eukaryota; Viridiplantae; Streptophyta; Magnoliopsida; Malvales; Malvaceae.
AUUCUUUUUCAUGCUUAAUGUAUAAUGAAUGUCCGAAUUUUUCCUUUUCUUGAAAGGGUUGAGGCGAUGCAAUUGAUUCACAUAUUCAUGCUUGUAAUUUAUUCACAUAUGUUGACUUUCGAUCUCAUAAAUUUGAAUAUUAUUAUUAUCCUAGGGAUUCAAAGAGUGCUACUCUAAAUUUUAAGUUUUAAAAAAAUGCCAAAGGAUAGAAGAGUUGGUUCCUUUUCUUUUGAACGCUCUAGGGUCUCUCCUUACCCGUGUAGUUCUAGGGGCAGGGAUGCUAAGCUAUGCCAACCAGAGAAUCCAUUCGAAUUAGGAUUCGGAUCAGUUGAGGAUGUUAACGAGUGGGAGGAUGCGAGGUGCCCCAUUUGCAUGGAACACCCACACAAUGUGGUACUUUUGCGGUGUUCUUCCUUUGAAAAGGGUUGCCGCCCUUUCAUGUGCAACACAAGCUACCGCCAUUCAAAUUGUCUUGACCAGUUUUGUAAGUCAUCGGUGUCGUCUCCUUCAACUGUUGUGUUACAGGAAAUUCCUUUGGGAAACAUGACCUAUACUACUAGUGAUUGGAGGAAUACACCACCUUUCUACAAUCUGCAAACUGAGGCUGGUAGUGAUCUGCAGCCAAAGCUUCUUUGCCCUCUUUGUCGAGGAGAUGUUUACGGCUGGAGUGUGUUAGAUUCAGUGCGUCAGUUCAUGAAUUCCAAAGUUAGGGGUUGUUCUUCUGAGACAUGCGAUUUCAGUGGGACUUAUGGUGAACUUAGGAAGCAUGCUAGGUCUGCUCAUCCUUUAGUUCGGCCAACAGAGGUGGAUCCAGAACGACAGCAUGAUUGGACUAGGUUAGAGUGCGAAAGGGAUUAUGAGGACAUGCUUAGCUCAAUCCAAGUAUUCUCUAGGGAAGAAAGUAAUGGAGAAAGCCUUUCAGAUCUAGAGGAUUUUCGUUCUUGGUUGACUAUUAAUCUUGCAUACUUGACACUUGCACUUGAGUUCAUCAGUGAUUCCAGAAGUACAGAUGAAGAUAGUUUUAGGAGGAGAUAGGGGAGUAGGUGGUUUAGGUGAUCGAGAGUCUGAUCAUGUUCCUAGGGAGAAUAGUAGUUAUGUAUCUGAUCGAGCACUACUUGGUCACCUCAACAGUGCUAUGCCAGAUGAGAGACUUCCAGGUAGACAUCAUGGCUCUCGGGGCAUUCUCCAAUGGAGGAAUCGCAGUUCAACAUCAGAUAGAGUUUCCCAAGGGAGGCGCCAGAGUUCACAAGCUGAUAGAACACGUCGUGGCCAAGGUGGAUUGCGAUGGCGAACACCAAGAUGGUACUCCAAUAAUGGGCAGUGAGGGGAGCAGUGAGCACAUUAUUUAGUGAUUCUCAAUGUCGCAGAGCUUCUGGGAUUGGGCUGGCACAUGCUUUAUCUCAAUGAAAAAUGGAGUUUUUGAGUUUGUUAUGGUGAUUCAGGCAGAGUAGGGAAGUUGCUUUUUCUGAUCAUACUGACUGCACAAGUAUUCACCUUUAUUGUAGGCUAUAUCUGGAUGCUCUAAUGGAUUCCACUAUGAAGAUUGUGAUCUUCCUUUUGGCAAUAAUCAGGUUGGUAUAUGUGAUCAAGGAAGCAGCUUCGAUUCUAUAUUAUGGAUACUGUUUUGCAGCUGGUUCACCUCUCCUCACUGCUGAUAUUGUAUAAAGUGUAACUACUUCUACAACGAAAUGUAGGCUAUUGCGAUCGACAACCUACUUUUAAACUGAAAAUUGCAUUCAAAACUUUAUUUUCAGGAACAUGUAAUAAGACAUUAAGGGAUUCUAUAAGGGCUAGUUCAACUAUACAAUAUACCCUAGCAACCCAUUUUGUUAACUACGUAGUUAAUUCAUAUGCAGCUUGUUCUCCUUU